AUGUCAAUUAAAAGCAAAAGGGUAUGUUUUAGUCCUGAUGUCAAUAAUGACAUACCAACCAUUUUUCUCAAACAUAGUUGUUAUUAUGGUGACAGUGGCAGAAUUUUAAGGAACAACAAAAAGAGUGAAAUUGGAAGAACUAGUAUUAAUUUCAAAGUGAGCAAAGAAUCAAAAUUGUCUCCUUUGAGAUUCUUAGUGAAGUUAGGAACAAAAGUGGCAAGUUCUAUAAGAAGUGUUUCUAUUAGAAGAAGAUCUUCUAGGAAGGUUUCUUCAUCAUCUACUUUGGUAAGGUCACGUUCAAUAUCUGACCUCACUGAUUCACAUCGAGCUGAAACUGUUGAAGAUUGUUUGUUUUUGUUGCAUAUUAGUGGACCUAUCAGAGGACAUGCCAAGUAUGUUGACAACUACCCUGAGUACAGAAAAAUGCAUGGGAAUGUGACAAAGCAUAUAACUUUGGAAGUAGAAGAAUCUUUGAAGAGUUUAAACCUUUUCCAUGGAGGGGUUGCUGAUAAACAAGCUGGAAAAUACAGUGGUGGGAUGAAGAGGAGGCUUAGUGUUGCAAUUUCAUUAAUUGGGGACCCCAAAGUUGUUUAUAUGGAUGAGCCAAGUACUGGAUUAGACCCUGCUUCAAGAAAAUGUUUAUGGAAUGUUAUCAAGCUUGCAAAACAGGAUCGUGCAAUCAUUCUGACAACACAUUCUAUGGAAGAGGUGGAGGCCUUAUGCGAUCGAUUAGGAGUAUUUGUAAAUGGUAACUUGCAGUGCAUCGGAAAUCCAAAUGAGCUAAAAGCCAGAUAUAGAGGAACUUAUGUGUUGACAAUGACAACAUCUCCGGAUCGCGAGAAGAAUGUAGAGAACAUGGUUCGACAACUCUCUCCAAAUGCCAACAAGAUAUACCGUCUUUCUGGAACUCAGAAAAAGAGAUGGUUGAGACCAACAAAAGUUUAACCUUUCUGAUGCAACAUUUAGGAUUUGCUGGAUCUUCUUCUCGUCCAAGUUCAUCACCACAACCCAACGAUGAAACUGAUUAAGAUAGCGGGGAUGAGGACAUUGGUAGUGAUCGUAUUGAGUAGUAUUUGUUUUUAUUUUGUUAAAUUGGUUGUAUCAUGUAUUUGGUUAUACUUAAAUUUUUUUUUUGGAUCAUGUUUUAAUUAAUAUUUAGUUCUGAUUUGUGAACAU
This is a messenger RNA of Cicer arietinum (chickpea), 1176 nucleotides long. RefSeq names its product ABC transporter A family member 8-like. Gene Ontology annotation, molecular function: ATP binding; ABC-type transporter activity; lipid carrier activity. The record is from RefSeq and is a predicted model, not a curated record. Gene Ontology annotation, biological process: lipid transport; transmembrane transport. Gene Ontology annotation, cellular component: intracellular membrane-bounded organelle; membrane. Lineage: Eukaryota; Viridiplantae; Streptophyta; Magnoliopsida; Fabales; Fabaceae.